Molecule: messenger RNA, 890 nt
Organism: Mastomys coucha (southern multimammate mouse)
Lineage: Eukaryota; Metazoa; Chordata; Mammalia; Rodentia; Muridae
Product: eppin
Exons: 4
Coding region: 201-605 (134 amino acids)
Biological process (GO): negative regulation of peptidase activity
Cellular component (GO): extracellular region
Molecular function (GO): serine-type endopeptidase inhibitor activity
Source: RefSeq, a predicted model, not a curated record
UAGAUGUGGGGAUGUGGGCUGUGAAUGUCAUUAGCUCCACUUAUGAUCUUGAGAACUUGGUGUUCCCAGCAAGAUAGUAGGUGACUGGCUUUUCUCCAGCUCUUACAGCCAAAGUACAGACUAUUGAGAGAAUUGAUUGGGCGAAGGUAGCAGACAUUUCUAUGUUCUAGAACUACCAGCCAGGCCAGCCCCUCGCCAGAAUGAAGAUUUCCAGAUUUGUGAGCAUCCUUGUGCUAUUUGGCCUGCUUGUAAACGUCCAGGGACCUAAUCUAGCUGACUUGCUGUUUCCCAGGAGAUGCCCCAGAUUCAGAGAGACAUGUGAACACAAAGAGAGGGACCUUUGUACCAGGGACAGGGACUGCCCGAAGAAAGAGAAGUGCUGUACCUUCAACUGUGGAAAGAAAUGUCUGGACCCCCAACAAGAUGUCUGCAGCCUGCCAAAAGACUCUGGCUACUGCAUGGCUUACUUUCGUCGUUGGUGGUUUAAUAAAGAAAAUAGCACGUGCCAAGUCUUCGUCUAUGGUGGCUGCCAGGGAAACAAUAACAACUUCCAAUCCCAAAGUAUAUGCCAGAACGCCUGCGAAAAAAAAAGCAAUCUCACCUGAACAGAGGACACACUGGGAAAGUCAGUAGGAUUUGGCUUCUUCUCCAAGCUCUGUGUACCUGCCGGAUGCUUCAGACUGGCUUCUGGGGACCACUGUGAGCACUGCCAAGCCUUGGGUCUCCACAGUUAUUGGAUCCUAGGCUGCCUCCCCUCCCACCAUGCCAGUCGCUAUUCCUAACAUCUCCGCUUAGGGUCCCAUCCCUAGCUAAGCCUCAGCACCACCGUCAGAAGCUCCCAGUUUGUUUCCAUGUCGCCCCCAGCGUGGUUCAGUAAAGUCUGUGGCUUC